This is a messenger RNA of Zychaea mexicana, 677 nucleotides long. RefSeq lists its product as uncharacterized. The transcript is spliced from 2 exons. The record is from RefSeq and is a predicted model, not a curated record. The coding region runs from base 309 to 587 and encodes 92 amino acids. NCBI's taxonomy places the organism in Eukaryota, Fungi, Mucoromycota, Mucoromycetes, Mucorales, Lichtheimiaceae.
AUUUCGUACAAAACACUACUUAUGAAUUGCCUCCACAAUUGCUGCCUUUAUCAACCAAGUGAAUUACACAGCUUAUCACAGCUUCAUCAGUUUUGACAACAGAAAUCGUAUAUUUUCAAGUAUCUACACUAGUCAAUCUACACAAUAUAGUAAGGAAAUCAAUAAGAAGCUUUGCGAUUUUCGCUGAAGGUACGUCAAUAAAGGUUCCUGGUGUUUAUCUUUUAUAUAAUUGGGAGUCGGUAAAUGAUAGUAGAAAGGGAUGUCAUUAUGAGCUUAAGAUUGAUCUGUAGUUAGAGGACGAUUUAGAGAUGUUUGGCGUUUACAGUAUAUGGGAAGUGCGAAGAAGCUGUACCUCACUGUUGUCAAGCUUGGAUAACUAUACCAUAAUGGUUUUAAAUGACUCGAUAAUUCAUAUUGUUAAAUCCUUCACCCCUAUGCUUCUUCUUCACUUUUGUCUACUUCUGGAUGUCAUUUCCUUGACUUAUAAACUGAGGAAAAGAACGAUCAUAAUUAUGAAACCUUACUUCUCUUUUCCUCUGAUACUAAUAUAUAACAAAGUGCUGGUAAUUGUCAUAGAUCUUCCAUAGAUUGAGUUAACAGACAACAAGAAAAGUAAAGUACCCGCCCUUUUACAUCAGUUGUUGUAGCAGCGAGCUCGACAAAUUAUUUUUCGAUAA